AUGAUGAUCUCCCUUACGAAAAGGUUUACCAAGUUGGCAAUCUUUGGAAGUUUAUCUUUCAUACUUACUACAGCAGGAUUAUGGCUGUACUGGGAUGCCAUCCAGUAUAUGAUGACAUCUGGCAAAAUUCCAACUUUAGACUUUCAAUUCGAAGACUUUAUGAAUAGACAUGAUGAUAUUGUUGAUGAUAUGAUGAAGAAAUAUGACAAAAUCAUGAAAGCGGAGGUCAAAGAACCUAAUGUUGGCAAUUUGGUUUAUGCACCAGAAAGUCUGGUUGAUUAUGGACGUGAGAAUGCCACAUUGCUAAUGUUGGUUAGAAACAAAGAACUCAGGACUGCUCUACAGGCAAUUGAAACGGUGGAAAGCCAAUUUAAUCACAAAUUUCAGUAUCCAUACGUUUUUUUGAAUGAUAAAGAAUUUACUGACAAGUUCAAAAGCACCAUAACUGAAAAAGUUUCAGGGCAAGUAUUCUUUGAAACGAUUGACAAAGUAACCUGGGACAGACCUGACUGGAUAGAUUCUGCCAAGGAGUCAGAGAGAAUUAAGGUCAUGAGAAAAUACAAUGUUGGCUACGCUGAUAAGUUGUCCUACCAUAACAUGUGUCGAUACUAUAGUCGGGGUUUUUAUAACCAUCCUAGGUUGCAACAAUUCAAAUACUACUGGAGAUUUGAACCUGGCACACAUUAUCAUACUUCCAUCGAUUAUGAUGUAUUCAAAUUUAUGUCAGCAAAUGAUAAGACGUAUGGGUUUGUUAUUAGUUUGUACGAUACAGAACGAUCGAUCGAGACAUUAUGGCCUGAGACAUUGAAGUUUAUUGAACAGAAUCCUCAAUUUGUCAACAAAAACGCUGCUUGGGACUGGUUAACAGAAAAGAAACAAAAUCCUCAAAAAACUAGAAUUGCGAAUGGCUACUCUACCUGUCAUUUCUGGUCCAACUUCGAAAUAGGCGAUAUGGACUUUUUUCGAAGUGAAGCGUACACCAAAUGGGUGAACCACCUCGAUGCAACAGGAGGAUUCUAUUACGAAAGAUGGGGAGAUGCACCAGUGCAUUCAAUAGGGGCGACUCUAUUUCAAGACAAAUCCAAAGUUCACUGGUUCCGAGAUAUCGGUUAUUACCAUGCUCCCUAUUAUCAAUGUCCCAAUAGCCCUCAGUCGGAUGGAAAAUGCGAGGUUGGCAAAUUCAGUUUCCCAAACCUCAGUGAUCAAAAUUGUCUGAUCAAUUGGAUUGAAAUGGUAGCGGACAAUGAACUAAGCAUGUAUUAA
Molecule: messenger RNA, 1263 nt
Organism: Komagataella phaffii GS115
Lineage: Eukaryota; Fungi; Ascomycota; Pichiomycetes; Pichiales; Pichiaceae
Product: Putative mannosyltransferase involved in protein glycosylation
Exons: 1
Coding region: 1-1263 (420 amino acids)
Biological process (GO): protein N-linked glycosylation; protein O-linked glycosylation; cell wall mannoprotein biosynthetic process
Cellular component (GO): Golgi apparatus; membrane
Molecular function (GO): alpha-1,2-mannosyltransferase activity
Source: RefSeq, a predicted model, not a curated record